AUGAAGUUGUUACUGGUGCUGCUCGCGUUCGUGCCACUCCUGUGCGCCGAAGAUGGCCUCACAGAGGCCGUCACCGGCAGCACCACGUCCAUCGCGACCAUGGAGACGACGCGUGAGAGCACGACCGAGACUACUACAGAGACGACGACUGAGACCACUACCACAGAACUGACCACAGAGGAGUCGACGACAGAGUCAACAACCGAGUCGACACCCUUCGGGCACACUGAUGUGCCGGAGGCGACCACGCUGGACUUGGAGGAUUUCAUCGACGGUUUUGUGAAGGACUUGUCCAAACGAAUCGGACCGUCCAUUUCUGUCAUACUCUCGGACGAAAACAUCACCGAAGAAUGCUCCGGCGCUCUGCUCAAGGUGAUGCUUGGACUACGAAGCAAGUCUCCGUGGGCACUUUUCAUGCUGGAUUCGAACGCCAGACCUGCUCCCGGCACCUUGAACGGAGCGACGGGAUCGUACGGCGACUACGAGGAGUGCCUGGACGUGCACCAUCAGCCUUCCAACGGAGACGCAGCCAUCUUCGGCCAGUACUGCUCGCUCUUCAUGACUCUCCCACUCGGCUUCACUCGCAAGUCGGCCCAGAGGAUGCAGAAGGACGGUUACUUUAUGGGUCGCCGAGCACCAGACUUUUUCUCGUCAGAUGAACGAAGUUACUUCAAGGGUCAGCGGUUGGGCAUCUGCUUGCCACAGCUUUGCACGCUGGCAGACGUACGGCGCAUGGUUGGCCUGACACUUGACCCCUAUGGCUUCAAGUACCACGUCUCAGGUUGCGACUCCAUACUGAAUGAAGACAGGAACUGGAACUCUGUGCGAAUUGGCAUGGUGUCUUUCAUAGCGGUGCUCCUCUUCUUGGUGCUCUUGUCCACCGGGCUCGACCUCUUCCUGAAGAAAGACAGCCGUGCUCGUAGUGAAGAUUCACCGUGGAAAUACCUCAUGGCUUUUGCGGUGACAAUUAACACGAGAAAGCUUCUCAGCUGCAAAUUCAAAGAAGGUUCGGACAACCAGAUCUUGGCGAGUUUUGCCGGCAUCAAAGUGUUCAGCACAACGUGGGUCAUUCUCGGACACACUUACUUCAUCGUGGACAUCAGCGCUCUCCGCAGCUACUUCAAGGUUAUCGACGCCACAGAAGAGCCCUUCUUCACAUUGAUCGGAAACGCCUUCCCAAGUAUCGCAACGUUCUUCUUUAUUGGUGGAUUCCUGUUGUCCUUCAAUGUGCUGAAAAGAAUGAGGAAUCUCAGGGGUCAUUACCUCAUCGUCCUGUGGAUCAUGCUGAUUCGUCGUUACAUUCGGCUGACGCUGCCCGUGAUGUUCAUGGUGGGAUUAGGCUUCGUGCUGAGCAUGUGCAUACGUGGACCGGCCUUUUACGAGUUCCUGGGACACAACGACGAGCGCUGCUACGAAACCUGGUGGAUGGUGCUGCUGCACGUCAACAACUGGCAGUCCUUCCUCAACAUGUGCAACCCGUUUUACUGGUACAUCAGCGUUGACUGGCAACUCUACAUGGUAUUCUGUGCGAUACCCCUCAUCAUGAUCAGGAGGGAAAAGCUGGGCGUGUUCCUGCUGCUGGGCAGUACGGUGGCCACGGCCGCUUACGUCAUCUUCCAAACGUAUACGCUCGACUACCAGCCGCUGCCGCUCCUACUCUCGGACCCGAAUCAAGCGCGACCUUCCAACACGGUGGACUUCGUGUACAUUAAGCCGUUCACGCACGUCGGGUCCUACUGCAUCGGAAUCUUGUUUGGCCACCUGACCCUCAAGUACGAGCACGUCAAGAUUAGUAGGGUUGUCCAGGCCGCGCUGUGGAUGGCCUCGACAGCCGUGGCGCUGUGCGUGAUCAUGGUGCCGUACGAGUGGCAGAAGGGCAACUUCCCCAGCCAGCUGGAGGCUGGCCUCUACGCUGGCCUGCACCGCACCGCCUGGGCCGUGGCUGUCGGCUGGCUCAUUUUCGCCUGUGUCACGGGACGCGCAGGCUUCGUGAACAAGUUCCUAUCAUGGUCGUUCUUCGUACCACUAAGUAGGCUCUCGUUGGGCGCCUACCUGACCUCGGUCUUCAUCCUCGCCAUCCGUGUAACAUACCGGCGAGAGAUCGCUGAGUAUCACCACUUUCCCAUGGUGAUGCUGUUUUUCGGCACGACGAUGCUCAGCUACAUGGCGGCUUACGUGCUCUUCUUGCUGAUUGAGUGUCCAAUCGGCCUCAUCGAGAAGUACAUUUUCAUGUCCAAGGCCGUUGUGGAGCGACACUCUGAGAACAACGCUCAAACGAACGGCGCCUUCAACGGCUCUGUCGAAAAGAUGACGCCGGCAGAAAAGGAGAAGCGAUUUGUCGUCGAGCGCUUCUGAGGGUAGAUUGCGCUAGGAUUUGAGAAUACUUAGAUAUCAGAUGGCUUGUGGCGGCGUUGAGAAUCGUGCAAAUCUCAGAAGAGCCUUUACAUGGGAAUGUGGAGCAAAAGCUAUUUAACGAAAGCGUCCGCCAUGAAGGCACUUCUGUGACCCCAGGUACCGGAAAUAUAUGAGGCCGCGAUCGAGGCUCGUCAGUCCAUGCCGGUUAUAAAACCUGGGCUAAUAGGACGAAAAGGUUGCCGAUUACACAUGGCGUUGAUAAAGAAAAAAAGGUGACGCCUUAUCUUUGCCGUUAAAAAGUAUCCAGCAGAAAGUUCCUUUUUCGCUCAUAGAUAAAAGCUUUAUUUGUUACGCCGGAGAAAUACGCAAAUAACGCCAGAGGUAGUCGCGCUGCAUACUUUUUCAGCUUCUCAAAUAGCAUUGUUAAUCAGUGCCGCGUACGUGUUGCCGCCUCUCGUGUUGCCCUUCUUUAACGCAAUUUUUCACUGUUAUCUAAAUGCUGGCAAUAUCGAUCUGCGCGAAACGUAUGAUAAAAGUGCUUAAUGGACCAUGCUUCCCGAACAGACUUGAGAAGUGUGAUUCCGGUGCAAUCGGCAUUUUGCGUCAAUAUUUGUUCCUCGAGGCAAGUGUACAUAGAAGGGAGAAAAAGGGAGGAACAAAACUCCGUGGGAGCUCGCGCCUGGCGUUUGCAGGGGACCCUCGAUUCGCGGGAAUGCACCCCAUUUACGAUUGACAUUGUGAUACGAUUCACACUCCUGAAACGGAGGGACGUAAGGAGUGGUUUAUCGUGGCGCUCUACAUUCGAAUGUCGUUGAAUUGAGCGCCGGCUGUGACCCGAGCUCAUACAGAAGCAAAGUGGUUCUUUUGUCGCUUUAGCCCACAUUCAACGGCAUUCCCUUACCGCGGAAACUCGCGGGUUUACUGCUUUAUUCACUCGCACACUGCCAGUUUCGUACAGCCUCGCUGGAGCACCUAGGGCGAGUCGCGAUGUCAGAAACUUACUACUUUACUGGGGCUGUACUGGGCCUCGUAAAAUCACUGCUACCUCUUCGCCUCGGUGACGUGCUAAGGCUCCAUGAGGUGACGAGUGAAUUUAGAUGUGCGUGCGCGACAGGUUGUCGCAAGCAUUUGUUUUCUCAACGCCCCUCCCAAGCGACCGGGCACCUACCUGGAAAGGUGCCUUCUUUGUCUUCAUGAAGACAGUUAUACUUGUGAUUAUUCUAGUUAAAUGGCAUCGAUAAAUCAAACACGUCAUUGACAUCAUCAAGAAGGACGCAACACAAGCACUUCCAUUUCAAAUAUAUAGGAUCUAUUCACCAAAUAAAUGUUUUAUCAUCCUCGUU
Dermacentor andersoni is the source of this 3698-nucleotide messenger RNA. Its product is annotated as O-acyltransferase like protein-like. NCBI's taxonomy places the organism in Eukaryota, Metazoa, Arthropoda, Arachnida, Ixodida, Ixodidae. Gene Ontology annotation, molecular function: acyltransferase activity, transferring groups other than amino-acyl groups. The record is from RefSeq and is a predicted model, not a curated record.